AUGAUGGUGCUCUGGGCCUUUUGUGCUGCUCACAGUCCGGCGGCGAUGGAGUGGCCGCCCACGAGCCCAAAGUUCGGGAAAGCAGAUUCGUACGAGAAGCUGGAGAAGCUCGGCGAGGGAUCCUACGCCACCGUCUACAAAGGGAAGAGCAAGGUAAAUGGGAAGCUGGUUGCAUUGAAAGUGAUUCGUCUGCAGGAGGAAGAGGGAACGCCAUUCACAGCGAUUAGAGAAGCGUCUCUGCUGAAAGGCCUGAAACACGCCAACAUCGUGCUGCUCCACGACAUCAUUCACACCAAGGAAACCCUGACGCUGGUCUUCGAGUAUGUGCACACAGAUCUGUGUCAGUACAUGGACAAACAUCCCGGCGGCCUCCAUCCGGACAACGUCAGGCUGUUCCUGUUCCAGUUACUGAGGGGUUUGUCUUACAUCCAUCAGCGCUACAUCCUUCACCGUGACCUGAAACCACAGAACCUGCUCAUCAGCGACACCGGAGAACUCAAACUGGCCGACUUCGGUCUGGCCCGUGCGAAGUCGGUCCCCAGCCACACGUACUCUAAUGAGGUGGUGACGCUCUGGUAUCGUCCUCCAGACGUGCUGCUGGGAUCCACAGACUACUCCACCUGUCUGGACAUGUGGGGUGUCGGAUGCAUCUUCGUGGAAAUGAUCCAGGGAGUGGCGGCGUUCCCGGGCAUGAAGGACAUUCAGGAUCAGCUGGAGAGGAUAUUUCUGGUUUUGGGGACGCCGUCGGAGGAAACGUGGCCAGGUGUUCACUCGCUCCCGCACUUCAAACCAGAUCGAUUCACUGUCUACAGUCCCAAGAAACUCAGACAAGCCUGGAAUAAGCUGGGUUAUGUAGAUCAUGCUGAAGAACUGGCUUCCAGAUUUCUCCAGUGCUUCCCAAAGAACCGUCUCUCGGCCCAGGCGGCGCUUCAUCACGAGUACUUCAGCCAUCUGCCCCCGAGACUCUGGGAGCUGCCUGACAUGUCUUCAAUCUUCAGCGUUCCCACCGUUAAGCUACAGCCGGAGUCUGGCGACAGCAUCCAGGUGUGCAGUAAGAGUCACGGCAAAGCGACGUCAAACAGCAAACACUGACCUGGAGCCAAACAGGUUGGCGCUGUCAGCCUUCAAGAUGGAAAAAGAACAAAGAGGAGAACGAGACGGGAACGGCUCUUCAUGUUUAUUUAAAUUAUUUCAUUUCUGGCUGGUUUGACCUUCCAUGUGGGACUGAGAGCAAUUCAGUCAAAUCUGAGUUUUACCAUCAGGAAUGUCGUGUAACAUUCCCAUAUCGACGGCAUGCGAACGACGUCCGGACUUCAAAAGGCAAUUAAUACGAACUGUUUGUGUAUGUAGCUACCUAUAUACGAAUGUUUGUACAGUUAAAUAUGUGUCUAUCUGAGAGAACAAACCAAAUGCCCUCUCACGCACAAUCACGCAUUAUCGAGACCAAGCUGGCAUUUCGCAUUUCCUGCAAUCUUCCACAUUGUUGGCUAUGGUAUGGUCCAGCUGCGCUCCCAAUAACAAUGACAAUAAUUCCCACAAUAGUAACUAGGGAUGCACCGAUGUAUCGGCCGAUAAUUAUCUGCACUAUCAGCCAACGACCGAUUAUUUAAAAAUAGCCAAUCAAAAGGUGGCAGAAAAACAUGUCAGACAGCAACUUGUCUUGUGUUGAAUUUAGGGCUGUCAACGUUAAAGCAAUAAUAACGCAUUAACGCAGCGCUGUUGAAUCAGCAACCCUAUAAAUCACCCAUAGUUCAAGCCAGGGUUGCCAGAUCCAGUUUCCAUUUCGCAGAACAUUAUUUGUAUUGCGCCUCCUAUCCAAUAAUCGCAAAGAUCUUUGUGCUAUGUUACUUCUGAUAAAAAAACAAAGUCUCAGCUUUCAAAUCAUGUACAUUUUAUUAUUAAAUUCAAACAAUAAAUGCCGUUUUGACGCUCUUAAAUGUGGCGUGACGUAUUGCUGUAGUGCUUCAGUUUAAGGGGCAGCACCGAGUCUUUUCGCACGAAAUUAAAAUGAAUGAACAUCUG
Messenger RNA from Sinocyclocheilus rhinocerous, 2022 nucleotides. Its product is annotated as cyclin-dependent kinase 14-like. The record is from RefSeq and is a predicted model, not a curated record. The transcript is spliced from 13 exons. Bases 1 to 1092 code for a protein of 363 amino acids. Gene Ontology annotation, cellular component: cytoplasm; cytosol; nucleus. Gene Ontology annotation, biological process: protein phosphorylation. Gene Ontology annotation, molecular function: cyclin-dependent protein serine/threonine kinase activity; ATP binding; cyclin binding. NCBI's taxonomy places the organism in Eukaryota, Metazoa, Chordata, Actinopteri, Cypriniformes, Cyprinidae.